AUGAGCUGGAUCCGAAACUGCUGUCAUUGGCUGUUUGGCUCAGAUCAUAAAAAAAAGCAGCUAGAUUCUAUUGUCCUUCCUGAAGCAUCAAGCGAAAAUAUGGACCAAGACGCUCCAGAAAAGCUUCUUAAAGGACUUGAUAGUCAUAAGACCCAAAAAGGAGAUUUUCCAGAAGAGGAUGAAUGAAAUUACGGCAUAAAAGACGAAGAAUCAGAAUGAAAAGAAUUAUUCCACCCAGGAAAGCAUCAAUCUCCUAUCAAUAUAGACUCUGGGUCAAUUAUUAAUGCCUCAAAUAUUUUAAAAGAAAAUUUCUACCCUCUUGAAUUUCACUAUUCUCCUCACAUAAAAAAAGGAAAAUUUAAUUCUAAAACUCUUCAUAUCAAAGGAGACUUUGGAGGCUUAUCAUUGAAAUCUCCUAACAAUAAAGAGCCUCGAAAAUUCAAUGUCGCUCAAUUUCAUUUCCAUUCUCCUGCUGAGCAUUUAAUUAAUGGCAAUCGGCAUGAUUUAGAGCUACAUAUUGUCCAUAAGGAAAAAGAACAUUCUAAUUUGCUAGUUAUAGGGAUUCUUUUUAAAAAUGAUGGAAAGCGAAAUGCAUUUAUCGACACUGUGAUGGAGAGCACUGAGCAUAAAACUGAGAUUGAUCUAUAUCAAAUCAUAGAAAAGGACAUGGGCUUAUACUACUACGAAGGCUCACUUACAACUCCGCCGCUGUUUGAGACAGUGCUAUGGUUUGUUAGCUCUAGGGUAAAUUCAUUAAGUGCUGAUCAGCUCGAUUUCUUUGCAAGGAGGUGGCUGAAGAAUCCUGAAUUUGUAGGGGGUAAAGGAAAUUACAGGGAAGCCCAACCCUUGAAUGACAGAUCAAUAGUCUAUUUUAAUUAA
Molecule: messenger RNA, 879 nt
Organism: Blepharisma stoltei
Lineage: Eukaryota; Ciliophora; Heterotrichea; Heterotrichida; Blepharismidae
Source: the annotation of a GenBank genome assembly